CUUCUGUUCAGUCACAAAGCUCCCACUCACUACUGUUGACUUUUAUUGAAUAAUUAAAAAAGAAAACUGCCAUCCUGUCAUGUUUAAGGCAGAUCAAACUAGUAGAGUCUCCCACACAGAGUUAGAAGGUGGUUAAAUAAUACAUUUUCAAUCAAGCCAUAUCUGUAGGGACCUCUGGCUUGUGCCUGAUCUUAGGUCUUAGUGUGCCAGUAAUCAGAAGUUAUCUUUAUUAUUUUAAAGUAAUUAUAUUUCGCUUAACCUAGUUUUAUUGAGUCCUUUCUUCAUCUCCAAGGCACAGAGAGCAGUCCCAUCAGGAGGAACCCAGCAGGCAACGUGGCGCGGCCCAUGGUGCAGAGGCUGCCGGAGCCCAAAGAUGUGCUGGACUGUCUGGAGAUCAACACCUUUGAUACCCCUCCUUACUACUCCACCUCCUCCGAGAGCUUCAGGAACACCAUCGAAGGCUACAGCGCCCCCCAGGGGAUGUACGACCCAGUGAUCCGCAGUCUUCACAAUCUGGCCCACCUCUUCCUCAACGGGACGGGUGGACAGACUCACCUGUCGCCCAAUGAUCCCAUCUUUGUCUUGCUUCACACCUUUACCGAUGCAGUCUUUGACGAGUGGCUCCGCAGGCAUCAACCGGGUGACACUGUUUACCCCGAUGAGAACGCUCCCAUUGGACACAACAGCAGGUUCAACAUGGUUCCUUUCUGGCCGCCUGUCACCAAUGCUGAGAUGUUUGUGCCUGCCCCAGAAAACCUGGGAUACUCAUAUGAGGUCCAGUGGCCGGCUCGUACCUUCACCCUCUCUGAGAUCAUCAGCGUAGCCGUUAUUGCUGCAGUGCUGGUUGUGGUGGUGGUUGGUAUCGUCAUAGCCUGCGCUAUGCGUUCUCACUCUUACAACUCUGCCGAGGCCCUGGAGCCGCUGUUGGCAGAAACUUACCGACGCUACUCAGAGGAAGACCGCAGGCUGGACAAAUCACAGUCCGUUGUCUAACAUUUUCGAUUAUCUUGAGAGGACCCAACAUUUACAUACAUAAAUUUGUCUUGUUUUCCUUUUUUUAAUUAUUCCUCCAUUUCUUCUAAUAAAGGUGAACUGGUUUUGAGGCUUAA
This is a messenger RNA of Neolamprologus brichardi, 1109 nucleotides long. The record is from RefSeq and is a predicted model, not a curated record. Lineage: Eukaryota; Metazoa; Chordata; Actinopteri; Cichliformes; Cichlidae.